AUGUCUAAGCUCUUCAUCCACGGCCUUUCUUGGCACACAAACGACGAAGCCCUGCGAGAAGGAUUCCAACAGUUCGGAGAGAUCCAAGAGGCUAUCGUUGUGAAAGACCGUGCGACCUUGCGCAGCCGUGGAUUCGGGUUUGUUCGAUUUGCCAAUGAGGCUGAUGCAGAGGCCGCAAUGAAUGCGAUGAACAACCAGGAAUUCGAUGGACGGACUAUUCGUGUCGACAAAGCCUUUGACCGGCCCCAACGCCCUGAAGGUGGCUUCCAGGGUCGUGGUGGGUACAAUUCGCAACCCCAAACUGGAUACCAGGGCGGCGGUGGCUACAAUGGUGGCGGGUACAACGGCGGCGGCGGAUAUAAUGGUGGUGGUUAUAACCGGGGAUACAACAACAACAACUAUCCCCCUAGUGGCCCCGCCGGAUACGGCGCGGGUGGUCACGGUGGAUACGGCGGCGGUCCCAACACUGGAUAUGGCGGCGGUGGUGGUGAGCAAUAA
Penicillium antarcticum is the source of this 498-nucleotide messenger RNA. RefSeq names its product RNA recognition motif domain-containing protein. The transcript is spliced from 5 exons. Gene Ontology annotation, molecular function: RNA binding. Lineage: Eukaryota; Fungi; Ascomycota; Eurotiomycetes; Eurotiales; Aspergillaceae. The record is from RefSeq and is a predicted model, not a curated record. Bases 1 to 498 code for a protein of 165 amino acids.